ACCAAAUUAGAUAUCUUUUGUAGUGCUAAAAAUGGGGAAUAGAGGUUCCCCAAUGACUUCUCUUCUUGCCACUCUUGUGGUGGUUUUACUCUCCUUCAUUAGCUUGCCAUCAGAAGCUAGUGAUGAUCACUAUACCUACUCUUCUCCACCACCACCCAAGAAGUACCCCCCACCACCAUCUCCUCCUUACAAGUACAAGUCACCACCACCACCUCCACCACCCAAGAAGUAUCCACCCCCACCAUCUCCUCCUUACAAGUACAAGUCACCACCUCCACCUCCACCACCCAAGAAGUAUCCACCCCCACCAUCUCCUCCUUACAAGUACAAGUCACCACCUCCACCUCCACCACCCAAGAAGUACCCACCACCACCUUACCAUUAUAAGUCACCACCUCCACCACCACCAGUUUACAAGUCUCCUCCUCCACCCAAGCCAUACAAGUAUAAGUCACCUCCACCACCACCACCUCCAGUUUAUAAGUCUCCACCUCCACCACCACCAAAGAAGCCCUACAAAUACAAGUCUCCUCCACCACCACCUCCUCCUGUACACAAGGCACCACCACCCCAUUACAUCUAUUCAUCCCCUCCUCCUCCUCCUUACCAUCACUAGAGAAUGGUUUAUCUUCUUCCAGGAAAAGGAGAGGAAUAUACGCGUAUAAUAAAUUAAGGGAUGCCAUUGAAGAUUAUAUUUGAAGAGGAAAAAUAAAAAGAAAAUAGGGGACAAAUUAGCGACUUUCCUCCUUUUUAUCUAUCAUUUAUGUAUCUUUGUUUUGUUUAAAAGGAAUAUAAUAUAUAAUAAAAAAGACAUGAAUGUUUCAUGUAUAUCGACAAA
Molecule: messenger RNA, 838 nt
Organism: Tripterygium wilfordii
Lineage: Eukaryota; Viridiplantae; Streptophyta; Magnoliopsida; Celastrales; Celastraceae
Product: extensin-3-like
Exons: 2
Coding region: 32-616 (194 amino acids)
Source: RefSeq, a predicted model, not a curated record